Messenger RNA from Oldenlandia corymbosa var. corymbosa, 561 nucleotides. Lineage: Eukaryota; Viridiplantae; Streptophyta; Magnoliopsida; Gentianales; Rubiaceae. The record is from the annotation of a GenBank genome assembly.
AUGGGAACGUUUCUUGCUGCAUCUCAUACCCUUCUCCGGCCAAGCCGAAAAGGCUACUGCAACAAACUUCUUCUGGAUAUAAAUGCACAAUUGUGGUACAUCAUCAGGGAAUAUAUCACAAUCUCUGAGAAGCGCGGAAUGGACUCUGCAGAUCUUAUAUCCUUUCUUCUGGAGCUAGGUUUUCAUGAGACUGGAAAGGCAUACAGUUUGAGCACAUUAAGUAAUGUACAACAGGCUAUCAUCAGGGAUCUAGCUGAUUUGGGAUUGGUGAAACUACAAAAAGAAAUGAAGAUGAAGAAGGAAACUUUGUACUACAUUCCCACAAAGUUAGCUAGUAAUCUGCAAUCCAUUAGUACUACUACUUUAUCAGAUACAUCUUCAAGAAAGCAGGGAUUUCUUCUUACAGAGCAGAACGUGCACCCUCAUGUUGCUCAGAGAAUACCUUCUGUUCCUGAGAAUGUUACUAAUCUAAUCAGGCUGUGGGAAUCAUAUCCCAAUAGGGUUCAGACUACUAAUCCUCCUCCUAUUUAUUGUUUGGAGAAGAAAGCAUCAUUAGUAUAA